AAAAUAAUGAAUGUUCAAAGUUGAUUCUUGAUACUAAUUGUGACUCUAUUUUUUGAAUCUUAGGUGCUGAUUUAGACUCAAUCCCACACUAUGCAAAACGAAGUCAUAGACUACAUCUAAAUAAUCCUCUAAAGUCCAAAAUCAUGCCAGCACCAAAAGCCCUUGAGGCUGGAAAUAAGCAAGCUAGACCAUCAUAUAUACCAACACAUCUACCAGCAUUUCCAGAUCCUCAUUCAUAUGUCAAAACACCGACUGCUCGUCAGCUCAGUGAAGAGUACAAGGCUGUACGAGAAAGAUAUGCCAAUCAGCGCAAGGAAAUAGAACAAGGGCUUGCUAAGUUCCUUGCAAAAACAGCAGAACACAAAGCAGCUGUGUGUCAAGGUUUGGAAAACGAUCCAGCAUGUUUAUUAAUCAUGGACUCGCCCCCACAUCUACCAUACCUCCCUGCCAUUGUUGGAUGCGAGGAGGAUGGGGACGACCAAUUAGAAGAAAAUUCUAACUCAAAACUCGACAAAUCGUCGGGAAAUACAACUGACGUUUCGGACAAUCCUUUUAUGAGGCCAGCCAAACGAGUUCGCAAAGGGAAAGUCAGCUGACCAAUUACAGUYUUACGAUAAUUUUAUUGCGAUCUCUUUUACUUGAAUAAARCUCAACUCCUUAACAGUU
Molecule: messenger RNA, 666 nt
Organism: Exaiptasia diaphana
Lineage: Eukaryota; Metazoa; Cnidaria; Anthozoa; Actiniaria; Aiptasiidae
Product: transcription initiation factor TFIID subunit 8
Exons: 5
Coding region: 144-596 (150 amino acids)
Biological process (GO): transcription initiation at RNA polymerase II promoter
Cellular component (GO): transcription factor TFIID complex
Source: RefSeq, a predicted model, not a curated record